AGAGAGAGAGAGAGAGAGAGAGACUGGUAGUUUACAACAUCGUUUCUGUGGCAUCAAGACGUAUCAGGAGUUUUGAUUCAACUGCGGGAUACUGUUGCUGACGAUAAGCGGUUUACAUAAGUGCUUAUUCUGGAACAAUCCAUAAGGAAAGUGAGAGAGAGAAAAAAAGAGAUGUUCAGAAACGAACUUGUGAAGUGCGUCUACCUGCUACUCUGGAUUUCGGGAAGCAACAAGAAUCUCCCUGAAGCAUGCAUGAAAGGGCCAUUUAGACGAACUAUCACGAUAGAGGAACACGUUGUCCUGCCUUGCAGAAAGACGACUCCGCUACCUCCAGGGAAAGGUGAGAAUACCACUUGGACUGACAAGACGACUUAUAGUACCGUUAACCCUAGAUUCAUAGACCUAUUCGUCACUCCAAAAGCUACUAAGGUGGAACCUCCCAGACCUGGACAGCUAGAUUGCAACAAAAACAUCACACUCGAAAACCUAUCUACAGUUUACUGGCAGACGCCAAACUACCCGCAGAUAUAUCCAGAGGGCAUAACUUGCAAACUUCGCAUCCAGUUCCCAAAUCACCAACAACCAAGAGGCAUCGCUAUUCUCUCGAUGGAAGUCCCAAGUAUGAUAUUCACGACGGACAACGAACUCUGUCCUGGAGAUCGUCUGACAAUCGAGAGGCUCCCAGAUGGACAUAUUGAGGCACUCUGCGGAAACUUAAGUGGUAGAACAAUCCUUGUCGACGUCAGCUUACUGAGGACUCUCACAUUCUCCACUACUCCUCAUGACGGAGGUGCUAGCAUAGGAUUCAGAGUGGGAAUCAAAGGUUUCUUGCUGGGCUAAAUAUGAGACGUCAGCUAAAACAUCACAAGACACUUGCGUUCCUCUACAUUGCAACUUGCGCGCGCAUAUCUAGACCUACUUGCAUUCAUGAGCAUGGACGUUACGUACCUACAUCAACUACAUGGAAAAUUCUUUCGCUUUUAUUAAUUUUGUUAAAAUAAGAUUUAUUCUGAUAAAGAAUCUGUGGUAAUUAUCGUUCCUGUUUUUUUUUUCAUUUGUUGAGACUAAAAAUGCGCCAAACGUGUAUCCAUAAUACUGGGAAAUAAAACUUUAAAUAAAAGUUGAAAGUUAGUAUCCUGAAUAUGGCUUUGGCUCUCUUAAAUAAAGUGAAGGAAUAUA
This is a messenger RNA of Macrobrachium nipponense, 1179 nucleotides long. RefSeq lists its product as uncharacterized. The record is from RefSeq and is a predicted model, not a curated record. The coding region runs from base 172 to 840 and encodes 222 amino acids. The transcript has 10 exons. NCBI's taxonomy places the organism in Eukaryota, Metazoa, Arthropoda, Malacostraca, Decapoda, Palaemonidae.